Mizuhopecten yessoensis (Yesso scallop) is the source of this 7835-nucleotide messenger RNA. Its product is annotated as dual oxidase 2-like. The record is from RefSeq and is a predicted model, not a curated record. Gene Ontology annotation, cellular component: plasma membrane; NADPH oxidase complex. The transcript is spliced from 31 exons. Lineage: Eukaryota; Metazoa; Mollusca; Bivalvia; Pectinida; Pectinidae. The coding region runs from base 138 to 4661 and encodes 1507 amino acids. Gene Ontology annotation, molecular function: superoxide-generating NAD(P)H oxidase activity; calcium ion binding; heme binding. Gene Ontology annotation, biological process: response to oxidative stress; superoxide anion generation; defense response.
GUCAAGAUGACCAUGAAGAGUUCGAGUAUAGUCCACAGGAUGGCUGGUAUAACAACCCUGUCCACAUAGACUGGGGCGCCAUCGAUGGGCAGUUGUUGCGAAGAUCGUCCCCCGCCUAUGCGGACGGCGUAUAUCAUAUGGCCGGACAAAAAAGACCGAAUCCUUUCGAAAUUAGUCGGAUAGCCCACAGUGGUCAACCGGGCCUCGGGUCGGCGAGGGGACGAAACGCCAUGAUGGUGUACUUCGGUCAACAGGUGGUAGAAGAAGUUCUAGACUCCCAGAGACCGGGAUGUCCUCGGGAGUUUGAAAACGUGCCUAUUCCUAAAGACCAUCCGUAUAACCCGGAAGGAAAGGACGACCUAGUCAUGCCGUUUCUGAGGACAAGAUAUGACGCCAGCACUGGUUAUUCCCCUAACAACCCCCGGCAACAGCUUAACGAGAUCACGCCCUAUUUAGACGGGACUUUAAUAUAUGGGCCUGCUAAGGCGUGGACAGAUGCUAUCAGGGCGUUUAAAGACGGAAAACUUAAGGCGAGCAACCCGGAUGAUCCAAUCAAGGACAGUUUCCCCGCCAAGAACACCAUCCGACUGCCUUUCGCCAACCCUCCGGCACCACGACAGCAUACACUAAGGCCAGUGUCCAGAUUCCUGACUAUCGGUAACCCGAGAGGUAAUGAAAAUCCCAUGCUGCUGACAUUUGCAAUACUCUUCUUCCGUUGGCACAACAAGAUCGCCGAGGAUUUAAAGAUUGAUCAUCCGACUUGGGGGGAUGAGGCCCUGUUCGAAGAGGCCCGGAAACUGGUCAUAGCCCACCAUCAGAAUAUCGUGAUGUACGACUGGCUACCAUUGUGGUUGGAGAUCGAUGCCACUGGGAAACCUCUAGCAAUCCCUCCCUACAUUAGAACAAGGAGUACACAAUGCGCCGAGUAUUGUGGGUUCAACGGAUACAGUUCUGAAAUACAUCCGGGCAUUACACAGGAGUUUCAGACCGCCGCCAUGCGGUUUGGACACACCCUGGUCACUCCUGGGCUCUGGUUAAGAGGACCUAUGAGUAGGACCAGCUGUAACUGGAAACCCGUCAAAGUGACCAUACAAGGACAGCCUGGUGAGGUACACGCCCUCCGCCUGUGUAACGCCUACUGGAACUCACAGGACACGGUCGAACCUCAGUUAGACGAUCUUGUCCGUGGUAUGACGUCAACACUGGCGGAGAAGGAGGACCAUAUUAUGGUGCCGGAUUUACGAGAUCACGUGUUCGGUCCCCUGGAAUUUUCUCGUCGUGACCUUGGUGCAAUCAAUAUUCAGCGGGGUCGGGAUCACGGGAUAGCGGGAUACAAUGCCGUCCGAAUGGCAUAUGGUCUGCCAAAGAAAACUUCGUGGAGGGACAUCAAUCCCGAUCUUGAGGACAGUCUCGGGGUAUUGACUGAACUUCAAAAACUCUAUGGGAACGCAACGCAACCUGACGAGCUGGACAUUUUCUCUGGUGGACUCCUCGAGACGACCCUGAACGGUCCUGGAGACCUGUUUAAAGCCAUUAUGCUUGAACAAUUCCUCAGGAUUAGACAUGGUGACCGCUUUUGGUUCGAAAACACAGAAUCGAGAUUUCGACGAUUCACAGAUUCCCAAAUCAACGAAAUCAGAAGGAUCACACUCCGCGAUAUCAUACUAAACGUGACGAAUGUUCUGGACUCGGAAAUAUCUGCCAAUGUCUUCCUGCACAACGGUUUUACAGAUCCGUGUCCUCAACCUGAACAACUGGCAGCAGACACCGGGAAGGCACGAGAUGGCAUGGUUGUCAUAGAAAAUUGUACUACAGUUCAACACUACGAUUACUUCUAUGGAAGUGAGGCGUCAUUUCCCUUGACUUUUCUAGCGUUGGGACUCUGUGUCCCAGGAGUCAUAGGGAUUAUGUUGCUGAUGGUAAAAAUACGCCAGAAACGAAUUCAAGAAGCUAGGAAGAGAAUGGCACCUAAGCAAAGAGCCAAGAGUAACGACCCAAACACAUUUGACGUCAUUGAAUGGAUGGGACCAACAAUGGGAGAAAGACGAGUCAAGGUCAGGUUCGACAGCGACCGGAAAAAAAUACAUGUCACCGAUACCAGGAGGAAGCCAUUGCGCAUGCUCGAUCUCCGUAAAAUGACCGGGAAGAUUCACUUCCGCAAUUCACGAGACAAGGAAAGAAAUAUUAUAUCGGUCAGGCUUCCGAACGAAAUCGAUUUGGUACUACGCUUUCUGGAUGAGGAGGAACGCGACGCAUUCACACAACAGAUAGAAGCCUUCCUUCAGGAGAUGGGCAUCAACAGGGAAGUCCACGAGUUUGAUGAGAAAAGUAUCAUGGAUAUGGCCGAAACCAAGGAGGAGCGGCAGAAGAUUCUCGAUACUUUCUUCCGCGUUGUAUGUGUGCAAGCGUUUGACCGGACACCGGGACAGAUGGACAUUAACAAUUUAAGCGCAGAGGAUAUUAACAAGGUACAGAGAAUACAGCUUACAAGGACAGAAUUUUCAGAGGCCCUUGGGUUGAAACCAACUUCGGUGUUCGUUCGGAACAUGUUCCUCCUGGUGGACUCCGACAAUAGCGGUACCGUCAGCUUCCAGGAAUUCCUAGACAUGUUUAUCGUCAUGGCAUCGGGCAAUGCGGAUGAUAAGGCAAUGCUAAUGUUUAACAUGUACGAUCUCCGAAGGCGAGGCUACCUAUCACGGUCCGAGUUUGUCAAAAUGAUCAAAUCCCUGUUAGACCUGUCCGACCAAUCGAUCGACGACAGCGAGAUCAACAGUUUGAUUGACACCAUGUUCCACACAGCAGGCCUCACUGCAAAUCAAAAUAUCGACCUUAAUGCCUUCAAGCGAAUUUUUGCUUCCGAAGAGCACAAGCACACAUUAGAGAACGCAACCCUCGGACUAGGAACUCUUGAAAAGCCUGCAGCUGCUCCCAAGGCCAAGGGAGGUAAACGAAACGAGCACAGAAAGACCUUCCUACAGAGCUACAGAAUGGGGAGGAACGUUCGAAGUGAUGGAACUGGAGGGUUGACUCGCACGAAAACGAUGGUGAGAGUGAAAACAGUUGAAAAGAAAAAGCCACCUACACUUGCGAAACAGAAAGUUAACGAAGCGAUUCGCUACAUUGAGAAUUACAAACGUCACAUCUUCUGGGUGACUCUGUAUUCACUGGUGCUGUUGGGGAUAUUUUUGGAGAGAGCGUACUAUUAUUCAGUGGAAAGAGAGCAUGCAGGUCUGAGACGUAUCGCCGGAUAUGGAGUUACGAUUACACGGGGUGCAGCUAGUGCCAUGAUGUUUACAUAUUCAAGCUUAUUGGUGACUAUGAGCAGGAAUGUGAUUACGUUUCUGAGAGAGACAUUCCUUCACACAUACAUACCCUUUGACUCUGCCAUCGCCUUCCAUAAGCUCAUAGCAGCCUAUGCUCUAUUCUUUACAGUGAUGCAUUGUGUUGGUCACGGUAUAAAUCUUUACCAUAUUAGUACGCAGUCCUCAACUGACCUCAACUGUAUCUUCCGAGAGUACUUUCGGGCAACUGACAUCUUAGCUUCAUUUCAAUACUGGACCUUCGAAACCAUCACUGGAUUAACUGGCGUCAUACUUACGAUCAUUGUCAUUAUUAUGUACGUGUUUGCUAUCCCGUACGCCCGCCGGAACCUUUUCAACGCCUUUUGGUUCACACAUAACUUCUACAUACUCCUAUAUAUCUUCCUGAUCCUCCAUGGUACUGGACGUCUUGUACAGAGUCCGAUCUUCCCCAACUUUUUCUAUGGUCCUUUAGUCAUCUACGUUCUCGACAAACUCAUCAGCGUUAGCAGGAAAAAGCGGGAAAUCUCGGUGAUACAGGCCGAUCUGCUGCCAUCCGAGGUGACUGCUUUGAAAUUCAAACGCCCGCUCGAUUUUGACUACAAAUCUGGACAAUGGGUUCGAAUCGCAUGCCUCGACAUUGGUGAAGAUGAAUAUCAUCCGUUUACGCUGACGUCUUCUCCUAAUGAGGAUUUUCUCAGUCUCCACAUCCGAGCCGUAGGGCCAUGGACUAUGAAUCUUCGGUCUACAUAUGAUCCAAAUAACCUUGGAGAUCGUAUACCACCAAAGGUGUACGUUGACGGACCUUUUGGGGAGGGACAUCAGGAUUGGUACAAGUACCCCGUGUCUGUACUUGUUGGUGGAGGUAUCGGGGUCACGCCAUUUGCUUCCAUUUUAAAGGACAUUGUCCACCGUUCUCAGACCGUCAACCAACGUAUGACAUGUCAAAAGGUAUACUUCCUGUGGGUGACUCGCACGCAGAAACAGUUUGAGUGGUUAACUGACAUUAUCCGGGACGUAGAGAAUGCCGACAAACAGGAACUGGUGGCUGUCCACAUCUUCAUUACUCAGUUCCAGCAGAAGUUCGACCUGAGGACUACCAUGCUGUAUAUAUGUGAGCGCCACUUCCACAAGAUCGCAGGUAAGAGUCUCUUCACAGGAUUAUCGGCCACCACACACUUCGGGCGUCCUCAGUUCCAGGAUUUCCUCACCUCACUCCACCUCGAACAUAAGGAGGUGAAACAAGUGGGUGUGUUUAGUUGCGGACCUCCUCCGAUGACUCUAAAAGUGGAUCGAGCAUGCACUGAAUUGAACAAGAAUAUUAACUUGCCUACGUACAAUCAUCAUUUUGAAAAUUUCUAAAUAAGAUUGAAAAUAGUAUAUACGCACUAUUUAGUUGAGGACUUUGUGCGACGUGUUUUUUUUAGAAUAUCUGUAUUUAUAUGUACGUCACACUACAAGCUCACACCAUUGCUGACACAUUGUUUAACUCCUUCCAAGUGUACAGAGGCGACGACACGAACUUCCACUGCAAAUGACAAAUCAAAAUCAUCAAUGUCUUACGGAUGCUAAAUAUAUAAUUAAAAACAGUGUAUUCAAUACAAAUGUCAAUAUCGACAUGUCGAAUACUGUCGAUUUGUUGUAUUAUAUUUAACACAUGAAAGGUUUCCAUGCUACAGAUAUAUUAGAAAUUUCGAAUUUUGACUAAUGUUUAUUAAUAAAAAAAACCUUUUUGUACAAUAUGUAUGUUAGCCAUAUGUCACUUCUCCAUUCAGUUGCGGUACUGUCCGGAUUACAGGUCGGACAUCGAUGGAACAUGAAUGGUAUAGGCUGAUUAUGGAGAUCGGAUUAUUAUCAGUUUUUUGCAAAGUUAUUUUAGGCAUAAAUGCAUUAUGGGCGUUCUCUCCCCUAUUCUACCAAAAGCGUGCAAUGAAAUUUCUGUAUGACAGUUUACUGGUAUAUUUCGUAAGUUCCUCUAAUAACAUAAUAUACAGUACAAAACCUACAUUAAAAAAGUUUUUUCUCCUUAAACAUUUGACAUGUUCUGUACGAGGUAUGUUCUCCUAAUACAAAAUAUGACAUGUUUAGCAUAAGUUUUGUUCUCCUGAAAAAAAUGAAAUGUUCCUUACAAGGUAUGUUCUCCUGAUAAGAAGUAUGACAUGUUCUCUCCAAGGUAUGUUCCUCUGAUAAGAAGUGUGACAUGUUCUGUCCAAGGUAUGGUCCACUGAUAAGAAGUGUGACAUGUUCUGUCCAAGGUAUGGUCCACUGAUAAGAAGUGUGACAUGUUCUGUCCAUGGUAUACUCUCCCAUAAAAAGUCGGACAUGUUCUGUACAAAGUAUGUUCCUCUGUACAUGAUAUGAUCCCCUAGUAGGAAGUUUGAUAUGUUAACUAGAUAAUAUUUUGACUACGUGUCAUCAUUUAUCACAACUUUGUUGAUAACAAUGUAAUUUUGUAUUUAUAUCGUUUACAUUCAAUCUGAAACCUUAUCUUGUUGCUGUGCGUUAUCAUGGUGGUUUUGAUGAUAGAAAUUUAAUGUGAAUACCUGUUUCUGUGAUUUAAUAAUCCCGAUAGUACUAGUACAAUCAAGCCCCGGAAAUACCUUGUACUUGGCUAUAUUAAUCGGAGCCACGUGAAAAAUAUCCUAGGCUGUUUGGCAAGCAGUAGUGUUACAAAAUAAAUAACUUUUGUAAUUUUUCUUGCUCCCUCUCCACUGUGAAAAAGAAUCUUCCGAUACACCAGUGUAUAAUUAUCCUCCGUAUAAAAUUGUAUGGAGUUUAAUAAGCAUGAUGAAAUGUAAAAUGAAAUUAAGUAGAAUUUCCAAAUUCAUGGUUUUUUUCAAAUAUGUACAUCAGAAAGGAACAUUUUUGAGUAGGUUAUUGGAAUAUCAUCAGUUUGAAUCCUAGGCUGACUCAUAUACAUUGUAGAUAUAAUACUAGUUCAAAUUGUAUCAGAAGGUGCCAUUUAGUGUAUACUUUAUAUUUAGUAGUAGUAUUGUGAUCCUGUUAGUUGUACUUGUGUGUAUACUAUAUAUGUUGUAGUAGUAUUGUGACCCUGUUAGUUGUACUAGUGUGUAUACUAUAUAUGUAGUAGUAGUAUUGUGACCCUGUUAGUUGUAUUUGUGUGUAUACUAUAUAUGAAGUAGUAGAAUUGUGAUCCUGUUAGUUGUACUUGUGUGUAUACUAUAUAUGUAGUAGUAGUAUUGUGACCCUGUUAGUUGUAUUUGUGUGUAUACUAUAUAUUUAGUAGUAGUAUUGUGAUCCUCUUAGUUGUACUUGUGUGUAUACUAUAUAUGUAGUAGGAGUAUUGUGACCCUGUUAGUUGUAUUUGUGUGAAUACUAUAUAUGAAGUAGUAGAAUUGUGAUCCUGUUAGCUGUACUUGUGUGUAUACUAUAUAUUUAGUAGUAGUAUUGUGAUCCUCUUAGUUGUACUUGUGUGUAUACUAUAUAUGUUGUAGUAGUAUUGUGACACUGUUAGUUGUACUUGUGUGUAUACUAUAUAUUUAGUGUAGAAUGUGAUCCUGUUAGUUGUAAUUGUGUGUAUACUAUAUAUGUAGUAGUAGUAUUUUGACCCUGUUAGUUGUACUUGUGUGUAUACUAUAUAUUUUGUAGUAGAAUUGUGACCCUGUUAGUUGUACUUGUGUGUAUACUAUAUAUUUAGUAGUAGUUUUGUGACACUGUUAGUUGUACUUGUGUGUAUACUAUAUAUGUAGGAGUAGUAUUGUGACCCUGUUAGUUAUACUUGUGUGUAUACUAUAUAUGUAGUAGUAUUGUGAUCCUGUUAGUUGUACUUGUAUGUAUACUAUAUAUGUUGUAGUAGUAUUGUGACACUGUUAGUUGUACUUGUGUGUAUACUAUAUAUUUAGUGUAGAAUGUGAUCCUGUUAGUUGUACUUGUGUGUAUACUAUUUAUUUAGUAGUAGUUUUGUGACCCUGUUAGUUGUACUUGUGUGUAUAAUAUAUAUGUAGUAGUAGUAUUUUGACCCUGUUAGUUGUACUUGUGUGUAUACUAUAUAUGUUGUAGUAGUAUUGUGACCCUGUUAGUUGUACUUGUGUGUAUACUAUAUAUUUUGUAGUAGAAUUGUGACCCUGUUAGUUGUACUUGUGUGUAUAAUAUAUAUGUAGUAGUAGUAUUUUGACCCUGUUAGUUGUACUUGUGUGUAUACUAUAUAUGUUGUAGUAGUAUUGUGACACUGUUAGUUGUACUUGUGUGUAUACUAUAUAUUUAGUAGUAGUUUUGUGACACUGUUAGUUGUACUUGUGUGUAUACUAUAUAUUUAGUAGUAGUUUUGUGACCCUGUUAGUUGUAUUUGUGUAUAUACUAUAUAUUUAGUUUUAGUGUCGUGAUCCUGUUAGCUGUACUUAUGUGUAUACUGUAUAUCUAGUGGUUAUUUCAUAUUAUAUAGUAUAUUUUAUUGCUAUGUGUGAUCCAUGUGUGUAAAAUGAAAUCGUUGCAUAUCCAUAAGAUAGAUUGCAAAAAUUAACAAUUUAUAUAUGUAACUUAUAAAUAUAACAUAAUGAAAUAAAAAGUAACAAAGGC